Molecule: messenger RNA, 648 nt
Organism: Colletotrichum destructivum
Lineage: Eukaryota; Fungi; Ascomycota; Sordariomycetes; Glomerellales; Glomerellaceae
Product: Putative NADH:ubiquinone oxidoreductase-like, 20kDa subunit
Exons: 2
Coding region: 1-648 (215 amino acids)
Biological process (GO): electron transport coupled proton transport; mitochondrial respiratory chain complex I assembly; aerobic respiration
Molecular function (GO): 4 iron, 4 sulfur cluster binding; NADH dehydrogenase (ubiquinone) activity; quinone binding
Source: RefSeq, a predicted model, not a curated record
AUGUCCAGAAUACUGCCUUUCCAGUAUUUAAGAGCUCUGAGAUUGACGACAAGAGUGCCACUACUUUUCGAAUCGAAACGAUGCAUAACCACAACUACUCCCACCUCUCGCAGUCAGACUGUUUCGGCACAAAAGAGUCGUCGAGAGGUCGCACUAUCCACUGAGGAGAAACCCAAAUCGUUGGCCCAAUACGUUGUGACGACUUUCGACAUAAUUGCGAACUGGGCGCGCCAAGGAUCGAUGUACCCGAUGACCUUUGGCCUAGCGUGUUGCGCUGUCGAAAUGAUGCAUAUCGCCGGGCCACGAUACGAUCAAGAUCGAUUCGGUUUCAUGUUUCGAGCCUCGCCCCGACAGUCCGACGUGAUGAUCGUGGCCGGCACGCUGACGAACAAGAUGGCGCCCGCUUUUCGCCAGGUUUACGAUCAGAUGCCGGAGCCGAGAUGGGUCGUCAGUAUGGGAAGCUGUGCCAACGGCGGAGGAUAUUAUCAUUACAGCUACUCUGUGGUUCGUGGCUGCGACCGGAUUGUUCCGGUCGAUAUAUACGUCCCUGGCUGUCCGCCAACGGCUGAGGCAUUGCUCUAUGGCAUGUUUCAGUUGCAGAGGAAAAUGCGUCAAGGAAGGAAGUCGCGAAUGUGGUAUCGCAAAUAA